UAUAUUUACUCUAUCCGCGCAGGUAAUUUAAACAUUCCUUUCUACAGAAAACUUAAACGUAUCACCAUGAGGGGAAUAGUGUUAAUUAUUUUACUGUUGGCUUUAAUUCACAGCUGCAGAACUUGUACUGAACACCAGCCGUACUCCUGCAGUGAACAGAAGACCGUUACCGAGGUGACAGUAGGCUGGUGCUGGAAAUUUUGGCUAUUAUUCCGAUGCAAAGAGGAGCACGAGACAACGAAAACUGUGUCCAGUACAUGCCACCGAUCAGUUUGUUGUGAUGGAUAUAGUCGAGAGAGCUCUUCGGGAAAAUGUAAAGCUGUUUGCUUUGGGUCAUAUACCUGUCCGAACGGCGGGUCCUGUGUUGCCCCAAAUCAAUGCGUUUGUCCAAGUGGAUAUGUACGCCCGAAAUGCGAAGAUGAAAAUGAGUGUUCCGAUAAGAACGGAGGCUGCACUCACAUCUGCGUGAACACCAAAGGUUCCCAUCAUUGCUCGUGCCCGCCAGGGUUCAUUCUGGACUCAAUCCAGCUGACAUGCAAAGACGUAAAGGAAUGUUCCGUUAACAACGGAGGCUGCGCACAUACGUGUGUUAACACUGAAGGCUCCCAUUAUUGCUCGUGUCACCCCGGCUUCUCUCUGAACUCGGACCAGCUGACUUGCAGGGACCACAAUGAGUGUUCCGUAAAGAAUGGAGGCUGCUCGCACACGUGUAACAAUACCGAGGGUGCUCACCACUGCUCUUGUCCUCCCGGGUUUACCCUGGACUCGGACCAGCUGACUUGCAAAGCCGAAGCAACCACAGCAACCACACCGCAAGUUACAACGCCAGCAGAUUGUGGAAAUGAAAACGGAGGUUGCUCCCACUCCUGUAUCGGGAUGAACGAAACCGUUCAAUGUACUUGUCCAUUCCUUAAGAAACUCGCUGACGACAAUGUCACAUGCAUAGAUGUUAUGGGCUUUUAUUACGGACUUUGCUCUUUUUUGGCUGUGUGUUUAGUGGUAACCACGGUUCUGCUGGCAAGGAAAUGGUGUGUCAGGCGUUGUGGCGGAUCGCGUGGAAACCAACGGCCGACUGCUGAUGAACAGAAACUAUUUGUAACUUCAAGCCAGGAAUAUGGCGAUGAGUUCAAAAACAAUAACUUGCAGAAACCGCCACCUUAUAAAGAAACAAUGGAUGAAAAUGAUCUACAUAUCUAAAAGAGAAAAUAUUGAUGCGUUAGCCGAAUUAUUCUUAUCUUAUUGCAUUUAACUGUAAUUUGUCCUAUCAGAGGGUAAGCGACAGGAACUAAUUAAUGUUCAUGUAGUUGACUUUAGACAGCGAUGUCUUCCGACAAGCUGGCAAACAAACAUGACUUUUGUGCCAUCCGGUGUAUAUAUUUGACCUUAUUAUACAUCCUUUAAGAAUAUCUGAGUUAGGACAGUUCACAGAACGUCUCAGCGUUUAAACUGAAAAAAAAGAAUAAUUUUUGUUCUUUUUUCUAAAUGACCUUUUCGCUGUGUCGCUGCAAGAUUCUAAAACACAUCUCUUGAUUGCGCGUUAAUUUACAGUAAUCUUAUUCCUCUUUUUAAUACAUUUUUUAUAACAAAAAAAGCAUUCGUUUCUGGUUUUGUAUUAAAUAUAUAUAUUUUGUUAUCACAAUAAAGGUACAUCAUCCGUUAGCUGUAAUAGUACUAUGUAGUUACUAUAAUCUCUUAAAACUCUCACUUUGUGCGGCAUUACUUUCUUAUUGUCAUGUUGUAUGUGUUACCAUAACAUGUAUAUAUGUUUGUAUUGUUGAUACUUUAAUAAACUAUGACACUUUUUGGAA
Messenger RNA from Mya arenaria, 1808 nucleotides. Its product is annotated as multiple epidermal growth factor-like domains protein 6. The record is from RefSeq and is a predicted model, not a curated record. NCBI's taxonomy places the organism in Eukaryota, Metazoa, Mollusca, Bivalvia, Myida, Myidae. Bases 67 to 1197 code for a protein of 376 amino acids. The transcript has 10 exons. Gene Ontology annotation, molecular function: calcium ion binding.